AUGCCUUUCUUCUCCAAAGUCUUCAAGAGCAAGGACGACGCGCACAAGAAGGCACAACCUCUCACCAAUGGCACAAAACCAGCAAAAAAGCAGUGGUCAGAUGCAUGGCUGCGAACGCGAGUCGACCCGGAGGAGGUCACAGAACUUCUGCACGCCUGCACGGCCGAGAUAAAAUCUAGAGCACUCGAUAUUCCAUUCCUCCUGCUACCGUUCCGACCAUCUUCAGAUCCCUCAGCAGCGAGAACAUUCGUCCGCAACUACUUCUUUCCACCGAACGAUCGAGAGCCAUUAACCGGUGAUGCCCUCACUACUGAACUGCGGAUGGCUACGCCGAUGGUCAUUAUAUCGGUAAUGAAAUGGUGUUGGGCAAGGCUACCUGGUGGUGUCGUGACUUGGGACACCUACGAAGUAUUCAAGGUGGGAGAGACUGACUCUUCCUACGCUCGUGAUGCGUUCAACCACUUCAUUCCCAUCGGUGCCGAAACGAAAGCACGAGUCCAAAUCAUCCGCGACUUCUUCGAAGUCAUUGCCGCAGUCGCCGCACAUGGCAAGACAAACGGUCUGUCUGCCUACAAACUCUCCCGCUAUGCCGGUUGGUGGGCCUUCAACCAUAUAGACACCGGCAAGGGCUUCGAUGCAGGAUACAAGUCCUGGGAAUCUGCUGCCGAUGCGGCGACACAUCUGUUCUUCGCGUACUUGCGAUCCGUCGCGCCCAAGGGAAAGACAAGCGGUGUCCUAAGUCUACCACGGUCUUUGCAGCAGAUUCUCGAAUCGACGCAGUAUCCGCCGGGCCGAGGAUUUAUCUCGAACGACACCACGAAACUGGUCAUGAUCGUCGAUGUUGUGUCACCGACUCCAUAUGCGCUUUUGCGACGUGCGAAGAAUUUUGAAUACAGAGACUCAGAUCAUGCCCUGCAAGAGUUUUCCAGUUUCGAGGAUCCAGUCAAAGCUUUGACGGACGAAUGUCGCCGCGUGUUGAGCGCUAUCUCCUCGACGAACGAGUCACAGGUUUCAAAUGCGAAAACGUCAACAAGUCUGUCAGAUCCAUCAUGGUCGCGCUUCGAAGACAUCGGCUUCGGCAGCACGCUCGACGAGGUCGAUGAACACAGCGGCUUCCUUGACACAAGACCCACGCGCCAUGUUAAUGGCACUCAAAGCGCCAUGGAUCUUGCGCGGCCCACGACUCCCAGUUGGGCCGAUUUUCUUUCUUCGGGAUUCGACGAGAACGGCAACAGAUCUGGUGCUCCUAUAUUGCUACCGCCAGACAAGGUCUUGCCGCCAAUCAACGCAGCAACGCGCGGCCAAAGCUCACAGUCGCAUCGAAGAAAUCUCGAGCCAAUGGAGCUCGACCCCGGAGAGCUAGCCAGUAUCUCUUCCGUCCACAUCGAUGAUGCUUUCUGGUGGGUAUGGAUUAGCAGUCUGGCUGUCGAAGAGCCACAGUCACGCAAGGCUGUCUUUGGCCGGUGCGCUUUGAUCGAAACCAUAUUCACCGACGGCCGAUGGAUGGUCAUGGAGGAGCAAGUCAAGGGCGCUGCACCAGAACCUCCAUCAGGUGCUUUCGUGACCGAGAAGAAGCGAUCGUUUCUUGGCUUCACUACAAAAGGCGGCCGAUUGACUCGACGUAGAUCUGGGAUUAAGAAAAGCCCGCUGAUACCCGAGACCAACGGCCAUCAACGCCCAAACAUUGCUCCCGACCAGCAAGCUCGAAUUCAGGAAACAGCUGCUGAGCUAAGUCGAAAGAAGGCUGCUGAGGAAGCAGCUGUGCGGAAGCGAGAACAGCCAAGUCAGGUUCCGGCCUCGAACCGCAACAGCACGUUCACGCUGGGACCAAAUAAGGAGGAAUUCUCUCCUGCCCUGGCAUGGGCCAAGAAAUAUGACAAAGAGACGAUUCGUGCUCAGUAUCUCGGUGACAAGUUGGCCGGGAAAGGAUCUCGAGAGCUGCUUACCUUGCCCUCCGAAGGGUUGAACCGAUCGAUGUCGUCAAUAUCGCGACAAGACACGAAAGAGCUGCCUCAGCCUCCUGCUGAACAAACGCCCGAGCAAGAGUGGCCUUCGCCUGCUCCGGCACAGAUGGAAACACCGACGAUCGUUGAGCCUGCCCCGAUGCCACCCGAGCCGACCAGACCUGCGGAUCCCAUCCCCCAAGAAGUGAGGGAAGCACCUCUCCCAGCCGCCUCGCCGGUGCCGACACCCAUACGCGAGAGCCCGCCAAACAAGCUGCGCAAAUCACAGGACGGCGGCCGCAGAUCACCAGAAGAGAAGCGCAACCGGAAGAUGGGACCUCCACCCGUUCAGAAGCAAACGGGCAUAAGACGCUUGUUCGGAACUAAGCGAUCCAAGUCAAAGGGAGCAGAAGAGCCCAAGCAGGCUACUCGUGAGCCUGAGAUAACGGACCCAGCGAUUCUGGCAGCACAAGCUGCUCUAGAAGGCAAGCCAGGCCUUGCGCCUGGUGGAACCGACUCGCCACCACUCAGUCCAAGCUUCUUCAACAAGAUGAAGACAGUCAAUCCAACAAAGCCAAACCCGACAAUCGAGCAGCCGCGGGCACCAACACCUCCAACGGAGCCAGUCACAGAGCCCGAUAGCCCAAUUCCUGGGGCUUACCCUGAGACCCCUGCAGACGAAGUCUACAUGGGCCCGCCACGAACACGCCGUGACGACGAGUACGAUCAGCUCUCGCGCGUCGAUACAAACGAACGUGAAGAUGCCGACAAGGAGUUCUCGAAAUUUGACCAGGGUCCUUUGGACGACCAGCCGGCCUUUGUGCCUGAUGACUCUCCCGUGCGAGAGCAAUUUCCGCCCACCGAAAUCAAGCGCAAACCUCAGCACCAAUCGGCAUAUUCAGCCGUGACGAUCCCGGUCGAAGAGUCUGAUGAGGACGAGGACGACGCGCCACCAGCCAUAAGCGCCACAGACAGAUGGGCACAGAUUCGAAAGAAUGCUGCAGAACGCGUGCGGCAGUCGGAAGAGCAGACCAGUCGCAGUAGAACUGAGACUAGGACCGACGAUGGAGAGACGAGCGGCGAAGAGACGAUUGAGUCACGCGUGGCUCGCAUCAAGGCUCGCGUGGCCGAGCUCACGGGCAACAUGGAGGCGACAAGACGAUAA
Molecule: messenger RNA, 3108 nt
Organism: Cyphellophora attinorum
Lineage: Eukaryota; Fungi; Ascomycota; Eurotiomycetes; Chaetothyriales; Cyphellophoraceae
Product: Morphogenesis-related protein MSB1
Exons: 5
Coding region: 1-3108 (1035 amino acids)
Source: RefSeq, a predicted model, not a curated record